AUGGCUCUUCGACUCAUGACAUUCGACGCCUUGCACACUAUCAUCACCCCUCGCCUCCCAAUUCACGUCCAAUACUCUCAAAUAUUCUCUCCUUAUUUAGGGAAUUUGAAUCCGGAUUCCAUCAAGCGGUCGUUUAAGGUGGCGCUGAAAGAUGUUCAAGAGGAGAAUCCCUUAUUUUCCGUUGGCGCUCAAGCUUGGUGGAGAGAGGUUAUUCGGAGAACGGCGCUUGGGGCCGGCGCGGACGAGCAAGCCCUGAAAGAAUCUCUCCACGAGAUUGUACCCGCUCUCAUGAGGCGUUUCAGCUCAAAAGAAGGGUACAAAGUGUUCGACGAUGCUAUUCCGACGAUGUUGCAUCUACACAGUCUUAGUAUCCGUACUGCGAUUGUGAGUAAUGGUGACUCUCGCAUACGUGCUGUACUUCAGGAUCUUAGUUUCCCCAAAGAGGUGCAACCUAUACUUUUAAGUGAAGAAGAGGGAGUCGAGAAACCGUCCCGAGAAAUCUUCAUACGUGCUUUAGAGCGAGUUAACGCUAUGGGAAGUGAAAAGGCUGCAAUCUUACCUGAGCACUGCUUGCAUGUCGGAGAUGAGCUUAAAGCUGACUAUUUUGGAGCUUUGAACGCUGGAUUCAGGCCUUUGUUGCUUCGACGGGACGGACCUGACGGAGAGCAUGCCCACAAGGAAUUACAUGAAACCUUACAGGACGUCGAUGUUGUCAAGAGCUUGCAUGCUGUUGUGAAGUACAUAAUAUCGUGA
Molecule: messenger RNA, 753 nt
Organism: Laccaria bicolor S238N-H82
Lineage: Eukaryota; Fungi; Basidiomycota; Agaricomycetes; Agaricales; Hydnangiaceae
Exons: 6
Coding region: 1-753 (250 amino acids)
Source: RefSeq, a predicted model, not a curated record